Molecule: messenger RNA, 4481 nt
Organism: Malania oleifera
Lineage: Eukaryota; Viridiplantae; Streptophyta; Magnoliopsida; Santalales; Ximeniaceae
Product: sucrose synthase
Exons: 14
Coding region: 1781-4198 (805 amino acids)
Biological process (GO): sucrose metabolic process
Molecular function (GO): sucrose synthase activity
Source: RefSeq, a predicted model, not a curated record
UUUUCUUUUUCUUCUUCUUCUUCUUCUUCUUCUUCCUGGGAAGGUAAGCAAAGCUGGCCGUGGGGUCUUAUAAGUACCUAGCUUCCAUCCUACCUCUCUUCACAUCCUCCGUUCAUCUUUGAAGAUCGAUCGACUCUGUUCUUUAUUUCGCUUUCUUUAUUAUCAUUACUUAAUUAUUUAACUAAUUUAUACCACUGUGGCUUGUCUGUGUACACCCCCUGCCCUUCCAUCUUCUUCUUCUUCUUCAACACCCCCCCCCGCCCCCCCACCUCUGCCAAAGGUAAAAUCUGUCGUCGACGAUCGAUGCAUCCAUAUGUCUAUAUCUAUGUAUCUUUCACGCUUCAUGCAUGUUUCAACUUUUGAUCCCCAGUUUCUUAAUUAAUUUCUAGCUCACUUUAAUAAUUAGUUUAAUUAAGAAGACACAGCUACACUGCUACGCCCCCACCCCCCGUAUACUUUCUAUCCAUCUUCUUCGUUAACCAUUUCUUCCAUUUUCUUUUUUAUUAUAAUCUUUACUACUACUCCCACUGCUACUGCACACGCACACGAGCUAUGUGUAUAUAUAUAAAUAUGUUAAGCUUCUGUAAGUGGAUCUAACACUAGCACUAGACACACUUGACACCCCGAGAGUACGAUUGGAGAGUUAGGCCUGAACGCAAUGCAAAGCACAUGGUUGGUGAUGGAUGGCAGCAUUCCCCCACCAACCCACCAACCCUUCCCCCCAUUAUCCAAUAGACAUUCUUCAUUUCUUCUUCCUCCCCUGUUCCUUGUUCAUCGAUCAUACGUCUCUACCUGCACCAGAUUAAUAUAAGGCCCCACCUCUCAACCAAACUCCAAAGUCAUAUGUAUCCUUCCUUAUCCAUAGACCGCUUCCGACACAAGCCAAUGUCUGUACGUCUUUAUACAGAAAUGUCCUGACUCCUGAUCCAUUCUACCCGCAUCCAUCCCUAUUUUUCACUUCCCUUAAUUCGCAUCCCAAAGUAUGUGAAUUCUGAGUUCCUCUGGAUUUUACCCUUUUCACAGUGUGAGUUGUUGCGGUGGUUCUGUUUAAAUAUCCGUAGUGACCAUCUUUUUUAGAUCCAUCUUCUCUGCCCUGUUUUUAAAAAAUCUCUGUAAGUUUGGACUUCUUCUUCUUCUUCUUCUUCAUGUUCAUGAGGUUCUUAGUGGGAUGAUCACAGGAUGUCAUUUGCUUUCAUCCAUAGAAAGUUCUAGAAAUCGACCAUUUGUUCAUGUAAAUGAUGAAUCAAACACGAUCUGGUUGCCUUGUCUGUAGGCGCUAACAUUGCACUCUUUAUAACGCGCAGAUCAGGACUGGGUUUGGCUAUUUUCUUCGUUUUGACUAGUUUUCUUCCUUUGGGGGCGCCGUUUUUUCUGAUCAUGUUUCCCUUACAACCUGUUUUGUCUGAAUGUGUUUCGUCAUCCUGUUCAUCUUCAAUUUUCUUGUUGAGAAUGUUCUGAACUUUCUCCUCCUGUUUUUCUUUCCUUUGUUUGUUUUUUUUAUUUUUUCGUGAACCUUGAUUCUGUGCUGAGGUUCGUUUGUACUGUAAUUUCUGCCUGUCAAAGUUCAGCAGAUCUUAUAAUAUUUCUAAUAAGCGUGAUCCAUUGCCAAAGUCGAAUUCAACUAUAAAUUAUAUUUAAUAUUAAUAUAUUUACAUUGCAUGGGGUGGUAGAUGUUGAAAAUUUUGCCCUUCUAGAUGAUGUAUCAGUCUUACACAAACUUUCUUCUUUUAUCCAAGAAAAUUGCUUUUCUGAGACUUAGCUAAGAAUUCGCAGAGAAGCCAUGGCAGAACGUGCUCUGACUCGUGUUCACAGCCUCCGUGAGCGUCUGGAUGAAACUCUGUUUGAUCAUCGCAAUGAAAUACUAAUGCUUCUUGCCAGAAUUGAAAGCCAUGGAAAAGGGAUUUUACAGCCCCAUCAUCUUCUAGCCGAGCUUGAAGCAAUUCCCAAAGGGGAGAGGCAGAAAUUGACUGAAGGUGCAUUUGGAGAAGUCUUAAGAUCCACACAGGAAGCUAUUGUUUUGCCUCCAUGGGUUGCACUUGCAGUCCGUCCACGGCCUGGUGUUUGGGAAUAUAUUCGUGUGAACAUUAAGGCACUCGUUGUUGAGCAGUUGCGGGUGGCUGAGUAUUUACAUUUCAAAGAAGAACUUGUAGAUGGAAGUUCCAAUGGCAACUUUGUGCUGGAGUUGGAUUUUGAGCCAUUCACUGCUUCUUUCCCUAAGCCGACUCUCUCUAAAUCAAUUGGGAAUGGUGUUGAGUUUCUCAACCGACACCUGUCUGCAAAAAUGUUCCAUGACAAGGAAAGCAUGCAUCCGCUUCUUGAUUUUCUCCGAGCCCACAACCACAAGGGAAAGGCAAUGAUGCUGAAUGAUAGAAUACAGAACCUAAAUUCUCUUCAAUCUGUUUUGAGAAAGGCAGAAGAGUAUUUGUCUGCACACGCUCCGGAUACGCCAUACUCUGAAUUUGACCACAAGUUCCAAGAGAUUGGUUUGGAGAGGGGGUGGGGUGAUACUGCUGAGCGUGUGUUGGAGAUGAUCCAUCUGCUUCUGGAUCUUCUGGAGGCUCCUGAUCCAUGCACUCUUGAGACAUUUCUCGGGAGAAUUCCAAUGGUUUUCAAUGUCGUUAUUCUUUCUCCUCACGGUUACUUUGCCCAAGCUAAUGUUCUGGGCUACCCCGAUACUGGUGGCCAGGUUGUUUAUAUUUUGGAUCAAGUUCGUGCCCUGGAAAGUGAGAUGCUUCAACGUAUAAAGCAACAAGGCCUUGAUAUCACCCCUCGAAUCUUAAUAGUGACUCGGCUGCUCCCUGAUGCAGUGGGAACUACUUGCAACCAGCGGUUAGAAAAGGUUUUCGGAACGGAGCAUGCCUAUAUACUUCGAGUUCCCUUUAGAACUGAGAAGGGCAUGGUCCGUCAAUGGAUCUCAAGAUUUGAAGUAUGGCCAUACCUUGAGACUUUCACUGAGGAUGUUGCCAAUGAAGUUGCUGGAGAGCUGCAGGGCAAACCGGAUCUGAUCAUCGGCAAUUACAGUGAUGGAAACAUUGUAGCCUCUUUACUUGCACAUAAAUUAGGAGUUACACAGUGCACCAUUGCUCAUGCCCUUGAGAAAACGAAGUACCCAGAUUCUGACAUCUACUGGAAAAAUUUUGAGGAUAAGUACCACUUCUCAUGCCAGUUUACAGCUGACCUUUUUGCUAUGAACCAUACUGAUUUUAUUAUUACCAGCACAUUCCAAGAGAUUGCUGGAAGCAAGGACACUGUCGGUCAGUACGAGAGUCACACAGCUUUCACCCUCCCUGGGCUCUAUCGAGUUGUUCAUGGGAUUGAUGUCUUCGAUCCCAAGUUCAACAUUGUCUCCCCAGGGGCAGACAUGUCUAUCUAUUUCCCCUACACUGAUGAGAAGAGGCGACUAACUGCCCUCCACCCAGAAAUUGAGCAGCUUCUUUUCAGUGAUGCUGAGAAUGAAGAACAUCUAUGUGUGCUCAAAGACCGGAACAAGCCAAUUAUCUUUUCAAUGGCGAGGUUAGACCGUGUGAAGAACAUGACUGGACUUGUAGAGUGGUAUGGCAAGAAUGCCCAGCUUCGGGAGUUGGUGAAUCUUGUGGUGGUAGCUGGGGAUCGCAGGAAGGAGUCGAAGGACUUGGAAGAGAGAGAGGAGAUGAAGAAGAUGCAUGGGCUCAUAGAAACCUACAAGUUGAAUGGUCAGUUCAGGUGGAUUUCAUCCCAGAUGAACCGGGUGAGGAAUGGAGAACUCUACCGAUACAUUGCAGACACCAAGGGUGCUUUUGUGCAACCUGCAUUUUAUGAGGCUUUUGGAUUAACUGUUGUUGAGGCCAUGACCUGUGGGUUGCCAACAUUUGCAACUUGUCACGGUGGCCCUGCUGAGAUAAUAGUGCAUGGGAAGUCUGGUUUCCAUAUUGAUCCUUACCACGGUGAUCGGGCAGCUGAGCUCCUCGUCAACUUCUUCCAGAAAUGCAAGGAGGACCCAACACAUUGGGAUAACAUUUCAAAUGGAGGAUUGAAGCGCAUUCAUGAGAAAUAUACGUGGCAAAUUUACUCAGAGAGGCUCUUGACAUUGGCUGGGGUUUACGGAUUUUGGAAGUAUGUGUCAAACCUUGAUCGCCGUGAGGCUCGUCGCUAUCUUGAAAUGUUCUACGCCCUCAAGUAUCGCAAAUUGGCUGAAUCUGUUCCCCUGGCUGUCGAGUAAGAUGGAAAAACAACCGGGUUGGCGCAAGUGGAAGGUUUUUGCGCGAUGAAUAAUUGUCAUUGUUUUAGAUUUUGGGAAGAACAUAACAGGCUUUUUUAUUAUUAUUAUUUUUUAUUCCUAGAGUUUUUCUCUUCGUUUCUUUUCCCCCUCCUUGUAUGGCAGUGUUUGCCUACUCAAUAAUGUCGUGCUUUUUUCCCCUUUGUUUAAUUUCUCAUUUGUAGAAGAAGAUUGAAUAUUUGUCAACAAACAUUCUCAACCGUAGCAAUUGUUUCAAAGGUCUAAA